CACAGCUCCUCUCUGCUAGACUGACAGACUCACUGACACGGAGAGAGGCAUACAUUCAAGCAGCACAGAGUAAAAAUAAAGGAACCUAUCCCGGCUGACUUGGACUGGAGACAUGACCAAAGAGACUGAGACUCUGGGACUGAUCUUUCAAAGCGAGAACUUCAACUAUAACCGUUAUACUAACCACAUCAUGGACUCCUGGUCCUACCUGGAGAGCUCUGUGCCUGAGCUGAACCCCCCCAAACCAAGACUACAACCAGGCGACGACCUUGCAGCCUUAACCAUGCUUUAUGAACAGUGCAAGAGCCAGAAAGAGCAUAAGAACGCUGUCUGUUCCCGUGCAGGCAACAUCUGCAAAACAACAGAGAGGACUCCAACAACUACCAAUGACUUUACUUCACUGGAGACAUCCGCCAACGUCAUGAAGAUCCUCUCUGAGAGCGUUCCCGCAAGCCAUCCUCAAGAGGUUUUGGGAUCCAAGCAGAACGCCGUCCUCCCCAUUCCCGCAACCUCAGACACCUACGCCACCCUAACCAGCGUUGUAUCGGACACUUAUGACAAGCAGGAGCUCAAUAUCAUCUUUGACUCCUUGCUGCAGAAGUGGCCAGAAAGUGGGGCCUUUCCAGACCCAAGCACCGAGACUCUUCCCUACAGCGACCCCUUCCCUGAGGACCAGUCCAGUCCAGUCUACUCCGGCUCCUACACUGGCUCCCCACCAGAGAGGUUCAGGAGCGAGUUCCAGUUUUCCCUUGGCGCUCCACUUGCAUCUCCGUACAAGCCUGCAGAGCUCCCCAUGGUGUAUCUGAACAAAGGCCAGUUCUAUCCCAUCACUCUGCAGGGAGUGGACAGCAUCUCUGCCACCAAAGUCAAGACAGUGGUGAUGGCUAUAUUCGAGAAUGACAAGAGCCCAGAAAUGCAGCUCCGCUUUUGGAAUCACUGGCAUGCGCGCCAGCCAACCGCCAAGCAGAGGGUCAUUGACAUCGCAGACUACAAAGAAGUGUUCAGCGGCAUCAGCAACAUAGAGGAGGUGGCCUUCAACGCACUCUCCUUUGUCUGGAACCCAAACGAGGAGGCCAAGGUGUACAUUGGCAUCAACUCUCUGAGCACAGACUUCUCCUCUCAGAAAGGAGUGAAAGGCCUGCCUCUCAUCAUCCAGAUUGACACGUAUGACUUCAGCUCAGGAACAAACCAGCUCAUACACAGAGCAGCCUGUCAGGUCAAGAUUUUCUGUGAUAAGGGUGCAGAGAGGAAGAUGCGCGAUGAGGAAAGGAAGAGAUCCAAAAGGAGAGGAAAGAAUGAUGCAAACACUAACAAGUCUUUAGUGAGCAGCUCCAUAGGCAGUGAUUGCACCUUCUUUCAAACCCUGGACGACCACGUCACUCAGCCAGUCCUCUUCAUCCCAGAAACACACCUCUCCAGCUUACAGCGCAUGGCCGUUCCCAUGGACGAAGCUGAAAGGAGUUCAAUGAAGAGAUUGUACCAAAACAGAGACCAGACAAACUCUCCGCCCAGCAAGCUGGCACGUAGAGAUGACCCACAAAGAGUUUUGCUCUACGUGAGGACAGGCGCUGAAGAGGUGUUUGAUGCACUCAUGCUCAAUACGCCAACGCUGGCCGGCCUACGAGAAGCUGUUUCAGAAAAGUAUGGUAUGCAAAAGGACACCAUUGGGAAAAUCUACAAAAAAUGCAAGAGAGGGAUCUUCGUCAACAUGGACGACAACAUCAUCCAACACUACUCCAACCAGUCGGCCUUCCUCAUUGAGAUGUCCGAGGUCACCAGCGGUCAGUUCCAGGUCACUCUUGUUGAAGUAUGAAAACCAGUAUCUGAUCAGCUGACCGCUCCACUGAAGGACAAGAAAUCACAGCUGCCAGUUUACACCACCUCGAAAAGCACUGCCCAAUCAGAGACAAUGUGAGCUGUGAUUCCCAAAACCAGAAAGAGAACUGGACUGAAGAAACCUCUCCAGUUUCAAGCUCAACCUUCCUCAACCAUGUAAAUACCACCAGCCCCAGUUCUUGUUAUUUGAGUUUAAUUUUAACUAAUGUAACAGCAAUUAUGAUGACCUUGUGUAAAUAAUGUAAAUAGAUUUUAAUAAGACAGUGUUUAAUGAACUAGCCACGUGCAUGUUGCAAUCAGCUUUCUAUGAAUUAUGUAUUUCAAUUUUUUUUACACAACUCAGUACAGGCUGUGUACAGAGAUUUUUCAGCGUUUUUAAGAGGUUGCUAUUCUUGCUGCUUUCAAUGUACUCAUCAUUUCUUCUUCAAAAGUCACCCACAACCUUACUCAGUAUGUUUUUUAUACUGCCACAAGUGUGCUCUUGUAGGUUCCUGUUAGUUUCACAACUAUUGUAGCCCAAUGCUGGGUUAAAUUCAGAACCGAACGUCAGACAUUUCCACCCAACAAACCACACGAGAGUUAGUAUUGGCCAUCAUUAAGCCCAAAGCUGUGGACAUUUCCUGCCUGUAUGGUGUAACCACAGACCGAUCCCCCCUCCCUUGAAUCCCUAUGGACUUUUAUGGUAUGCAUGUGUAUGUGAGUGUGUAAAAGGUUGCAGGAUUUUCUUCCCCUAUAUGCAUCAUUUCAAAAGACACAUGUAUCCCUGUAAUAUUUCAUUAUUAUACCAUGGUAAUUCUGGUUGUAUUAACAUA
Molecule: messenger RNA, 2648 nt
Organism: Cheilinus undulatus (humphead wrasse)
Lineage: Eukaryota; Metazoa; Chordata; Actinopteri; Labriformes; Labridae
Gene: grhl3
Product: grainyhead-like transcription factor 3
Exons: 15
Coding region: 113-1813 (566 amino acids)
Biological process (GO): regulation of transcription by RNA polymerase II
Cellular component (GO): nucleus
Molecular function (GO): RNA polymerase II cis-regulatory region sequence-specific DNA binding; DNA-binding transcription activator activity, RNA polymerase II-specific
Source: RefSeq, a predicted model, not a curated record